Odobenus rosmarus divergens (Pacific walrus) is the source of this 1197-nucleotide messenger RNA. RefSeq names its product galactose-3-O-sulfotransferase 2 (gene GAL3ST2). The coding region runs from base 1 to 1197 and encodes 398 amino acids. NCBI's taxonomy places the organism in Eukaryota, Metazoa, Chordata, Mammalia, Carnivora, Odobenidae. The transcript is spliced from 4 exons. Gene Ontology annotation, molecular function: galactosylceramide sulfotransferase activity. Gene Ontology annotation, cellular component: membrane. The record is from RefSeq and is a predicted model, not a curated record. Gene Ontology annotation, biological process: glycolipid biosynthetic process; glycoprotein biosynthetic process.
AUGCCGCCCCUGCCAGGGGGCACACAGAGGUGCUUCCAGGCCAUUCUCCUCCUGGCCCUGACCAUGCUUCUGCUGGCCGGCAUCCUGCACAUGGACGUGGGGCUGCUCACACCCCUGCUUGGGGGCCAGGCCGAGGGGCCGCCCGUCAUCAACGUCAUGUUCCUCAAGACACACAAGACAGCCAGCAGCACGGUGCUCAACAUCCUGUUCCGCUUUGCGGAGACACACAACCUGUCCGUGGCGCUGCCCGUGGGCUCGCGCUUCCACCUGGGCUACCCCUGGUACUUCCUGGCGCGCUACGUGGAGCGCUUGGAGCCCCAUGGACCACAGCAGCGUUUCAACAUCAUGUGCAACCACCUGAGGUUCAACCUGCCCGAGGUGCAGAAAGUCAUGCCCAACGACACUUUCUACUUUUCCAUCAUCAGAAACCCCGUCUUCCAGCUGGAGUCCUCCUUCACGUACUACAGGGAUUACGUCCCUGCGUUCAGGGGCGUGGAGAGCCUGGACGCCUUCCUGGCCUCCCCCUGGACCUACUACAACAGGAGCGCGAGCUUGCACAAUGCCCUGGCCAGGAACAACAUGUGGUUCGACCUGGGCUUCGACAACAACGCGCACGCGGACGACGAGGGCUACGUGCGCGCGCGCCUGGCCGACGUGGAGCGGCACUUCCAGCUGGUGCUCAUCGCGGAGCACUUCGACGAGUCCAUGGUGCUGCUGCGGCACCUGCUGCGCUGGGGGCUGGACGACGUGGUGGCCUUCCGGCUCAACUCGCGGAGCGCGCACAGCGUCGCCGGCGUGACGCUGGAGGGCCAGGCGCGCGCCAAGCGCUGGUGCGCCCUGGACUGGCGACUCUACCAGCACUUCAACCGCACCUUCUGGGCCCGGGUGCACGCCGAGCUGGGCCCGCGGCGCCUGCGCUCCGAAGUGACACGGCUGCGGGCGCGGCGGCGCGAGCUCAUGGCGCGGUGCCUGCAGGACGGCGUGGCCAAGAACAAGUCGCAGAUCACCGACCCCCAGCUGCGCCCCUUCCAGUCGGGCCAGGCCGACAUCCUGGGCUACAACCUCAGGCAGGGCCUGGACAACCAGACGCAGCGGAUGUGUCAGAGGAUGGUCAUGCCUGAGCUCCAAUACAUGGCCCACUUGUAUGCCCUGCAGUUCCCGGAAAAGGACCCCAAACACAUCCCCUUCCUGCACUAG